Messenger RNA from Arabidopsis lyrata subsp. lyrata, 1204 nucleotides. RefSeq lists its product as uncharacterized. The transcript has 10 exons. The coding region runs from base 56 to 868 and encodes 270 amino acids. Lineage: Eukaryota; Viridiplantae; Streptophyta; Magnoliopsida; Brassicales; Brassicaceae. The record is from RefSeq and is a predicted model, not a curated record.
ACAAAAUAGAAAUUUUGCAGAAAUCAAAUUCUUGUCGCUAAAAUCUCACAGCUCAAUGGGAAGACUUUGUGAAUCACUGCCCGUGAUUCUUCUACUGUUUGCUCUUCUUCUCCAUCAAUCACUCUCUCAGGGUUUUGAAGAAUCUGAAUCUACUAGAUUGGUUAACGAAGAAGUAGGAGGUAAUUCUCCAGAAAUACAUUGUUCACGAGAAAGAAGCCGAGCAGCUUGGCAGAUUAUUCAAGAUUAUUUGACGCCGUUUGUGGAACGGGAAAGAUAUCAAAUUCCAAAAAAUUGUAGGCUUCAUCCUGAUAAUGAUUUAUACAGAGAUCAGGAACAGCAUAAGAUUCAUGUUGAUGUCUUCGAAUGGAAAUGUGGUUACUGCAAGAAAAGUUUCAAUGAUGAGAAAUUUCUUGACAAGCAUUUCACCACUAGACAUUAUAAUCUUUUGAAUACGACUGAUACAAAGUGUUUGGCCGACCUGUGUGGUGCAUUGCAUUGUGACUUUGUAUUGAACUCUAAGAAACCGAAGACCAAGUGCAACCCUGCUGCUGUUGCCAAAAACCGUCAUCUCUGCGAGAGCGUUGCCAAUAGUUGUUUCCCAGUGAGUCAAGGUCCCUCAGCUAGCCGUCUUCAUGAACACUUUUUGCGCCAAUUCUGUGAUGCUCAUACCUGCACUGGAAAAGAUAAACCGUUUCCUAGAGGAGGCAAGAAGAAAUCGGGUGUCUUCUACCUCGCCAUUUCAAUAUUGACCUUGAUGCUACUCCCACUCUUUUAUCUUCUAGUCUUCUUAUAUCAAAGAGAAAAGAGAAGCGGAACACAAGAGUUGCGUCGGAUUAGAAAAACUGGAAGAAAACCAAAACCUUCAUAAUAUCGUAAUCCUCUCAAGCAUUGGCUUUAUUAAAUAUGUGAGCUUCAGACUGUUUAUGAGAGAGCAGAAGGUGUUCAAAUCCGAUAUUGGUUUGGUGAAUCACCUCUUUCGCAUUACUUCUCCUUCUCGAACCAGAUACUUAUGGAUUCCCAAAAGAGAGUGUUUCGUUGGGGUUAUGAAGCUAGUUGCUAUGGAUAUCAGAUGGAUUACAUAGAGAUUGUAAGCUUGUAGAAACAGAUGAUUCCUUCCACAAUAUAGGAAUAGUGAUUAGAUUUUUCUCUGUAAUUUUAUCGAAUCUUCAUACAUAUCAAUGAUAAUAUCCAGUUUGAAACACAA